Messenger RNA from Uloborus diversus, 1491 nucleotides. RefSeq lists its product as uncharacterized. Lineage: Eukaryota; Metazoa; Arthropoda; Arachnida; Araneae; Uloboridae. The transcript has 11 exons. Gene Ontology annotation, molecular function: inorganic diphosphate phosphatase activity; magnesium ion binding. Gene Ontology annotation, cellular component: cytoplasm. Gene Ontology annotation, biological process: phosphate-containing compound metabolic process. The record is from RefSeq and is a predicted model, not a curated record. Bases 64 to 1044 code for a protein of 326 amino acids.
UGAAGUGUUUUUAUUCGUCAGAGGAGGAUAAAAAUAAAAUUUAUUUAAUGCAACAAACAUUAAAUGCUGAAACUUAGACACGUGUUUAAAUAUCUUCGAUCAGUACCACAACUAAAGCCAGUUUGUUUUUCUCCUUUUCAGAAACAGUUGAUUUAUUCAUUUUAUAGUUCCAGAAAAAUGUCUUAUAAUAUUGUGGAAAGAGGUAGUCCAAAUACUGUUGGCUACAGAUUGUUUUUCUGUGAUGAAAGUGGACCAAUAUCGCCUUUCCAUGACAUUCCACUUUUUGCUGACAAAGAGAAUAGGUUUUAUAACAUGAUUGUUGAAGUACCUAGGUGGACAAAUGCAAAAAUGGAGAUAGCAACUAAAGAAACUAUGAAUCCAAUUAAACAAGAUACCAAAAAAGGUGCACUUAGAUAUGUCCAUAAUUGUUUCCCACAUCAUGGUUAUAUUUGGAAUUAUGGAGCAUUACCUCAGACCUGGGAAGAUCCAAAUAAUACUGAUGAAGCUACAGGAUGCAAAGGUGAUAAUGAUCCUAUUGAUGUUUGUGAAAUUGGUUUUAGGGUAGCUAAAAGAGGAGAAGUUCUUCAGGUUAAAAUUUUAGGUGUUAUGGCUCUAAUUGAUGAAGGUGAAACAGAUUGGAAAUUGAUUGCGAUUGACAUAAAUGAUCCCUUGGCAGAGGAGCUUAACGACAUUGAAGAUGUUGAGAAACAUAUGCCUGGAUUCUUAAGGGCUACACACGAAUGGUUCAGAAUUUAUAAAAUGCCUGCAGGAAAUCCAGAGAAUAAAUUUGCCUUUAAUGGAGAACCUAAAAAUAGGGAAUUUGCUGAAAAAGUAAUUGAAGAAACUCAUAGGUUUUGGCAGAAAUUAAUAAAUAAUGAAACAGAUGCAAAUGGGUUGAAUUGUGCCUGUGUAGCAAUUGAAGAUAGCCCUUACAGAAUAAAUGUUGUUGACGCUUUGACUGCUCUUCAGCAAACGGAAGAACCAGGACCAGCAGAGGACAUAGAUACUAUUGUGGACAAGUGGCAUUUUGUACAAUUGAAGUAAUACUAAGAGCAGGCAUUCCUCUGAAGCAAGAGAAAAAAAAAAAAGCCCUCCACCAAAAGAAAAACCUAUGUAAUGGAAUGGUAUAAGAGUAAUUUAUAACUUUCAUAAUCUCUUUGAUUUGAAUAAGUUUUUUUAUUUCUGUAAAUUACCCAGUUAACUAUAUUUUUUAUAAGGAAAUUGAAUAUAUUGUAUAUAAACCAGAUCAAUUUUCACUUGAUUAAUGAUAAGUGAUUAUUCCUAAUAAUCUUGUUUUAAACUUAUUUCAAGAAAUGAAUGUUAUAUAUUUGGUUAAAGAACUUCAUAAAAUGUGAUAUUGUUUCUUUGAUACUGACAGCUGAUUUAUUACAUUGCUCUCUGAAUAUUAACUUUUGGUUGUGAAAAAGCCAUGACAAUGUUUUUUGUGUCUUUAAGUCAGUGAAGACAUCGAAAAAAAUAAAAGGAUUUUUA